Dictyostelium discoideum AX4 is the source of this 2271-nucleotide messenger RNA. RefSeq lists its product as hypothetical. Gene Ontology annotation, biological process: proteolysis. The coding region runs from base 1 to 2271 and encodes 756 amino acids. The transcript is spliced from 4 exons. The record is from RefSeq and is a predicted model, not a curated record. Lineage: Eukaryota; Evosea; Eumycetozoa; Dictyosteliales; Dictyosteliaceae. Gene Ontology annotation, molecular function: aspartic-type endopeptidase activity.
AUGAAAAUAAUAAAAGUAAUUUUGGUUGUUUUAUUGUUUUCAUUUUUUGAAAAAACAUUUUCAAAUUCAAUCACUUUACCAAUUUUUAGUAAUAGAAUAAAAAAUGAAAAAUCAAUUAAACAAAUAUAUUAUAAUAAACAAGAAAAAAGUUAUUCAGUUAAAAUGGAAGGUGAUACAAUUCAAAUUUUAACAAAUAUUAAUGUUGGAGGUAUAAGUCAAAAAGUUAUUGUUGAUACAGGAUCAGUAUUAUUAGUUGUACCAUCGAUAUUAUGUAAAAAUUGUCGUCAACCACAACCAUAUUAUUCACCAUCACCAAUGGUUGAAUUUAUGGAAUGUGCAAAAAAGGAAUGUCAUGAUAUGGGUAAUACAUGUAUUGAAUUUAGAGACACUCAUAGAAAAGUUUGUGGUAAUGGUGUUCGUUAUUUACAAAAUACUGAAAUCAUUACAUUAUUAGUUAAAGAUACAUUUAGUUUUUCAAAUGAAACUGGUGAUGUUUUAGCAACAUUUGGUGCAAUAGUUUCAAAUACUGGUCGUCCUUUAGAACAUGGUAUUUUGGGUAUGGGUAAAACUUGUAAUGGAUGUAGAAAAUCACCAGUUGAAAAUAUAUUUGAAAAAACAAAUAUUAAAAGAAUAUUUUCAAUGUGGUUAGAUAAUAAUUAUCAAGGUUUAAUGAAUUUAGGUGAAGUUGAAGAUAAAUAUAAGAAAUCGAUAAUGUAUACACCAUUGGUAACAAUUGAUCAAUCACAUUAUGGUGUACUAUUAAGUAGUGUAAGUUUAGUAAAUUCUUUUACUAAUGAAAGUUUAAUAAUGACAUCAAGAGAUUUCGGUGAAGUUAUCAUUGAUACUGGUACAUCCUAUUCAUUAUUAGAAGUAAAUGCAUUUAAAAAGAUUUCAUUAUCACUCUCCAAAGGUUGUCCACCAGGUUGUUGUGGCGAAAAUAGUUUAUUGGAUGGUUUUUGUUAUAAUUAUCCUGAUGAAUAUUUCGAUUCAUUCCCUGUAAUUCAUGUUGAAAUGUUGGGUGGUGCUUUCAUUGAUAUUGAGCCACAAAGUUAUUUCUCUACAACUUAUAGUGGUGGUGUUAAAUAUCGUUGCUUUGGUAUUAGACCAUCACCUUUAAAAGGGAAAUCAAUUAUUGGUUUAUCUUGGCUAAGAAAUAAUUAUUUAGUUUUUGAUACAGAACAUAAUAGAAUGGGAUUUAGUUAUAAAGAAUUUGAUUUUGAUCCAUUAGCAUCAUAUGAUUUUAGUUCAUCAAGUCAUAAUGAUAUUAAUAAUAAUGAUGAUAAUAAUAGUGAUGACUAUAGUAGUAUUGAAAGAGAGGAUACAUCUCAAGAUGGUUCAGAAUUAACACCAAGUGUUACCAAUAGAAUGGUUAUAAAAAUUACUGAUGCAAAUCAAUUAGAAGAAGAAUAUCAAAAGAAUUUAAAACAAGAACCUGAAUUUUUAUUAUUAGAGGAAGAAUUAAAUUUUAGAAAUAAUAAAAAUAAAAAUAAUGAAGAUAAAAAUAAUGAAAAUAAAAAUAAAAUCGAAAACUAUUCAUUAAAUAAUUCAAAUAAAACAAAAUCAGUAAUAAAUUCAAUUUCAAAUAAAGAAAUACCAAUUAAAUCACAAACUAAUAACUUUAUAAAGAGUGAAAAAAUGAUUAUUUCAAAAUGUAAUGUUAAUUUUGAAAAUGAAACAAAUUAUUGUAAUUCAGAUAGAUUUUCAAAUAAUAAUAAUAAUAAUAAUAAUAAUAAUAAUAAUAAUAAUAAUAAUAAUAAUAAUAAUAAUAAUAAUAAUAAUAAUAAUAAUAAUAAUAAUAAUAAUAAUAAUAAUAAUAAUAAUAAUAAUAAUAAUAAUUUAAUAAAUACAAAACCAAAUGAAAUUAAAUCAUUAAAAUCUAAUUUUGAAAAUCCUUCAAAUAAUUUAGAAAGAUCAAAAAAGAAAACAAACUCUUUUAAAAGUGCACACACCAAUUGUAAAAUUGAAUUCACUCAAAAGAAAUACUUUCAAUGGAUUGAUAAUAAUGCAAAAUUUUUUAAUUUCUGGGAAAGUACAAUUGAGAAUCUUUCGGAUAAAAGUAUAAAUAGCUUUUUAUUAUCAACAAUGGAUAAUAUAUCUUAUGUUAUUGGUAUGAAUUAUACUUUGGAAGGUUCGACUACUCAAAUUUCUCUACCUCCAAGUAUUUUAAUUCCUCCAAAAUCAUCUUAUCGUUGGUUAUACUUAACUACUGCCAAAGAUGCAAUUAGUUUCUCUGUUGGAAAUUGUUCUAUUUUAAUUGAAAAGAAAAAAUAA